AUGUUCAGUUGUCUGCUAGAAGACAUAGAACCGGCGGACAGGAAACUAUGGCCACCAGCAGUAUGCGAUACGCUUUCAAAACUGGCCGAAGAGGAACUUCGCGAAUGUCGUAACCUUCAGAAGCUGGUCUCUGAGCUGUCCCAACCGCUCCAAGCCACGGACUGCGGUUCGCAGGACCUUCGCCCGCCUGCGGGAUUCAUGUUGAUCAAAUAUAGAGAUGAAGCAUAUGUUUACGGAUGCGCCCGCUCAAAAUGUAGCGAAGUUACCUCAGCCAUUUCGGACAGCCGUCUUGAGCAGCGCACAAUGGAAAUCAGAACGAGCCAGAGGAUAUGGGACCACAGCCUGUAUGGCUACGCUGUUCCCGAAGGAUGA
This is a messenger RNA of Beauveria bassiana ARSEF 2860, 372 nucleotides long. RefSeq lists its product as uncharacterized. The coding region runs from base 1 to 372 and encodes 123 amino acids. The record is from RefSeq and is a predicted model, not a curated record. Lineage: Eukaryota; Fungi; Ascomycota; Sordariomycetes; Hypocreales; Cordycipitaceae. The transcript has 3 exons.